Messenger RNA from Encephalitozoon intestinalis ATCC 50506, 609 nucleotides. RefSeq lists its product as uncharacterized. The transcript has a single exon. The record is from RefSeq and is a predicted model, not a curated record. Bases 1 to 609 code for a protein of 202 amino acids. Lineage: Eukaryota; Fungi; Microsporidia; Unikaryonidae.
AUGGAUGAAAUAUUUAUAGGAAGGCCUUCUAAGAGGGAGAUAGAUAUGUAUCUUCUAAAUAGGGAAUACUCACUACUAAACAACAUCGGACUCCGAAGUGAGAUAUUGAAAAGGGGAAUGGCGAAGAGGCUCGAAGAAAAUAAGACUGAGUUGGGCUUCGGGGCUUUUAAAAGAAGGAAGCCUAGAAAGAAAAAGGAAGCAAAGCUUGUAGAAGAUGGGACGAUUAGGAAAAGAAAAGUGUCUGUUGGAUACCAAAUGAGGAAGGGGAAAGAUCCGUUAGCCAAGAAGGACUCGAAUGGUCAUGCAAAGGGAACAAAAAAAAAAUGUAUGAAGGAAAUUGUUGAAAAGAAUACUCUCAAGAAUUCUGGAUACAGAUAUGUUGUUCUUGUGUUUGAUGGAGAAAGCAGAUGUCCAGAGCACAUAAGUAGAAGACGGAAAAGAAAGAUAAAAUUCCAAGACAGGCCUAAUGCAAAGGUGCAUAACAUCAAGGAGUUUCCCUCUAUACUACUUCCAACAGCCAAGCCAAGAAGAUUGCCUGUAGUGAAAAGGAAGGAAAGAGUAUUUGUGAAGAAACUGGCGUCUGUAAAUGAGUCGGAAGAAAUUGAAUGA